This is a messenger RNA of Sesamum indicum (sesame), 1770 nucleotides long. RefSeq names its product cytochrome P450, family 707, subfamily A, polypeptide 4 (gene CYP707A4). Gene Ontology annotation, biological process: sterol metabolic process. Lineage: Eukaryota; Viridiplantae; Streptophyta; Magnoliopsida; Lamiales; Pedaliaceae. Gene Ontology annotation, molecular function: (+)-abscisic acid 8'-hydroxylase activity; iron ion binding; heme binding. The record is from RefSeq and is a predicted model, not a curated record.
CGCCCUUGGCACAUCAUCCGUCGCAAUCCACAAUUCCCUCCUCUCCCUCUCUAUAUAAACCUCUCCAUUGGCUCCACCAUAGCUACAAACAACCUCAGAAGGAACCCUCAGCUAAUUUGCUCAACACUAAUUUAUAUGGAUAUUUUCUCGACAACCAUAGUCUACAUCCUCCUCUUUCUCUCCGCUCUUCUCUACUACCAUUUAUCAAAGAAACGCGGCAGGAAGAACAAACUAACACCGAAGCUCCCCCCAGGUUCGAUGGGCUGGCCGUACGUUGGAGAGACACUUCAGUUGUACUCUAAGGACCCCAACGCCUUCUUCUCCGACAAGCAAAAGAGAUACGGAGACGUAUUCAAGACACACAUUCUUGGGUGCCCUUGCGUGAUGUUAGCUAGCCCGGAGGCAGCGCGGUUCGUGCUGGUGAACAAUGCUGAAUUGUUUAAGCCCACGUACCCGAAGAGCAAGGAGAAGAUGAUCGGCCCCGCUGCGCUGUUUUUUCAUCGGGGAGAGUAUCAUAACCAUUUGAGAAAGCUCGUACAGACCUCAUUCUCACCUGAGGCUAUCAAGAAACUAAUCCCCGGCAUCGAAGCCAUAGCUGUUUCCAUCCUGGACUCCUGGUCUAGUGGUCAGCUCACUAACACGUUCCUAGAAAUGAAGAAGUUCUCCUUUGAAGUGGGAAUUUUAGCUAUUUUUGGACACUUGGAAAGACAACAAAAGGAAGAACUAAAGGAGAAUUAUUCCAUAGUGGAUAGAGGCUAUAAUUCCUUCCCCACAAACCUGCCAGGAACGGCAUACCACAAAGCUCUAAUGGCCAGAAGAAGGCUAAGUCGGAUUCUCGGCGAGAUCAUCUGUGAAAGGAAGGAGAAAAAACUGUUGGAGAAUGAUCUCUUGGGGCAUCUUCUCAACUUCAAGAACCAACAGGGGCAGACUCUGUCGGACGAACAGGUAGCGGACAACAUCAUAGGAGUUCUGUUUGCUGCUCAAGACACUACUGCCAGUGCAUUGACAUGGAUCAUCAAGUACCUCAGUGAUGAUCCAAAACUGUUGGAAGCUGUUAAGGCAGAACAGAAGGCGAUCUACCUGUCGAAUGACAAGGGAAACAGGAACUUGACAUGGACUCAAACUAGAAAUAUGCCACUCACUUAUAAGGUGAUAUUGGAGAGCUUAAGGAUGGCAAGCAUUGUGUCUUUUACUUUCAGAGAAGCUGUGGUUGAUGUAGAAUAUAACGAUUAUCUUAUUCCAAAGGGAUGGAAGGUUAUGCCCUUGUUCAGAAAUAUUCACCACAACCCUGAAUUUUUCAAUGACCCUCAAAAUUUUGAUCCAUAUAGAUUUGAGGUUGCUCCAAGGCCCAAUACCUAUAUGCCAUUUGGCAAUGGAUCCCACUCCUGUCCUGGAAAUGAACUUGCCAAACUUGAGAUGCUGAUUUUGAUCCAUCAUCUUGUGAACAAAUUGAGGUGGGAAUUGGUGGGCUCCCAUGAUAUGGUACAGUACAGCCCAUUUCCAGUCCCUCUUAAUGGGCUUCCGGCCCGGUUUUGGAAAGAGCCCGAAAUCCAAGAUUUAGUAUAAAUUUAGCCUAUUAUUGUAGAAUUUAGACAAGUAAUUACAUAAUAAUACCUAACUAAAUAACUAUUAUUAUUAUUAGUAUUAGCAAGCACCCCAUAACCCUAUGUAUCCUUUUUUUUCCAAAAUCAAGGGGUCAAAAUUGUAUGUGUAUUAUCCUAUUGGGGCUAUCUUUCUUUCCACAUAUUUUACAACUUUUAGCAAUUAUUU